AUGAAGGAUGGUGUGACCAUGAAGCUGAUGGAUGAGGUGGCAGGGAUUGUUGCUGCUCGUCAUUGCAAGACCAACAUUGUGACCGCAUCUGUGGAUGCCAUUAACUUCCAUCGCAAGAUCAAGAAAGGCUGUGUCAUUACUGUUUCCGGCCGAAUGACCUUCACCAGUAAUAAGUCAAUAGAGAUUGAGGUUUUCGUUGACGCUGACCCACUGGUGGAGGCUGAGAAGGGAAAAUAUAGGGCUGUCACAGCCUUCUUCACCUACAUCUCCCUGGACAAAGAAAACAAGCCCCUUCUAGUGCCACCGCUGAAGCUGGAAGGUGAAGAGGAGCAGAAGCGGUUUGAAGAAGGGAAAGCACGCUACCUGCAGAACAAGGCAAAGAGACUUGCAGAUAAGGAGUGUCAACAAUGACUUUUACCAUGCAAACACCAUAUUGUGUUGCAGAAGAAAAUUCUUGAAUAAUAGAGCCUCAACGGACAACAUACUGUAUUAAGAACCUCUGCUUUAUCCUACAUGUAGCUCACUGAAUAGAAAGAAAAAUAUAUAGGUUUAAUUGACUUGUCUGAGUUUACCAAAGCACUUUGUGUGUAUAUGUAUCUCAAGUGAAACAAAAAAGGAAAAUAUAUAUUUAUGUUUUAUUGUAACGACUUGUUUGUGAAAUGUGCAGAACUGUAUUAUGCACUAAUAAAAGUCUGCUAAUGCA
This is a messenger RNA of Sinocyclocheilus rhinocerous, 703 nucleotides long. Its product is annotated as cytosolic acyl coenzyme A thioester hydrolase-like. Gene Ontology annotation, biological process: acyl-CoA metabolic process; fatty acid catabolic process. Gene Ontology annotation, molecular function: long-chain fatty acyl-CoA hydrolase activity. NCBI's taxonomy places the organism in Eukaryota, Metazoa, Chordata, Actinopteri, Cypriniformes, Cyprinidae. The transcript has 4 exons. The coding region runs from base 1 to 411 and encodes 136 amino acids. Gene Ontology annotation, cellular component: cytosol; cytoplasm. The record is from RefSeq and is a predicted model, not a curated record.